This is a messenger RNA of Colletotrichum truncatum, 1404 nucleotides long. RefSeq names its product eukaryotic aspartyl protease. The record is from RefSeq and is a predicted model, not a curated record. Gene Ontology annotation, molecular function: aspartic-type endopeptidase activity. NCBI's taxonomy places the organism in Eukaryota, Fungi, Ascomycota, Sordariomycetes, Glomerellales, Glomerellaceae. Gene Ontology annotation, biological process: proteolysis.
AUGAGGUCAACAACAUUAAUCGCCCUAGCGGCCUCGUUGCUAUCGACGGAGGGACUCGUUUUGAGGAAGAAUGAAUUAGAUGCGCCCAAGGUGGUUGGCCUAGAUUUGCACAGAACGACGAUACCCUACAACCGCAACAAGAAGGAUAUGCUCAGAAAGCGAGGGACGGUGCAAGCCACAUUGGACAACUUGGAAACACUCUACUUUGUUAAUGGUUCCCUCGGAACACCCGCGCAACCGAUGAGAUUUCACCUAGACACUGGCAGCAGCGACCUCUGGGUCAACUCCGCCAGCUCCAACCUAUGCAAGGGACAAAACGCACCAUGCGCAGUAUCCGGCACCUACAGCGCCAACUCUUCCUCGACAUACAACUACGUGGGCAGCUGGUUUAACAUCUCAUACGUCGACGGAUCCGGCGCCUCGGGCGACUACGCGACCGACACCUUCUCCAUCGGCAAGUCAACUCUUACCGACUUCCAGUUCGGUAUCGGCUACACGAGCUCUUCCGCGCAGGGAAUCUUGGGUGUGGGCUACAGGGUCAACGAAGUGCAAGUCGGACGCGCUGGUCUUCAGCCCUACGACAACCUACCUGCCAAGAUGGUGGCACAGGGGCUCAUCAAAUCCAAUGCUUACAGCUUGUACUUGAACGAUCUCAGCGCCAGCACGGGCAGCAUUCUUUUCGGAGGCGUCGACACGGAUCACUACGUGGGCGAGCUCAAGACGAUUCCCGUUCAGAAGCAGUCCAAUGUCUUUUCCGAGUUUCUCAUCACCCUCACGAAAGUGACGCUGGGCUCCAAGACGCUAAGCGAGAAUAUGGCGCUUGCCGUCCUCCUCGACUCUGGAUCUUCGCUGACAUACCUCCCCGAUGACCUGGUAACGACCAUUUUCUCCAUGGUGGGCGCUGUCUACCAGCAAGACGAGGGUGUCGCUUUCAUCCCGUGCUCUGCUGCUAAUUCCGGCAACAUGACCUUUACCUUCUCGGACCCCGUUAUCACGGUACCCAUGGACGAGCUGGUCAUGGAUUUGGUUCCCAUCACCGGCAAGCGCAUCUCCUUCUCUAACGGCGUUGAGGCCUGCCUAUUUGGCAUUGCCCCCGCCGGCGACGGCACAAACGUUCUGGGCGACACCUUCUUGAGAUCCGCCUACGUCGUCUACGACCUGGACAACAACGAGAUCUCGCUUGCCCAGACAAAGUACAACGCCACGAGCUCGAACGUGUUAGAGAUCGGCAAGGGCAGCGGCUCGGUUCCGUCCGCCGUUGCCGUCGCCAACCCCGUUGCUGCUACUGCCGGAAUUGCCCGUGGCGGCGGCAGUGCCAGCGCGGCGCCCUCACUAGGCCCCAUGGCCGCAUCACUCUUCGCAGCAGGCGCUGCAUUUAUCACUGGUUCCAGCCUACUGUUUUGA